AAUAAUCUUUCUUCCAUCAAAAUUUGUAUCAAACAUUCCAAUCAAACACAAAAGUAUUAUACACAAUGGUGAAACAAGAACGUAAGCUCCAAGUUACCACUUCCUCAUCGUCACUGUCUCAACCUUCUUCUUCUUCUUAUUCUUCUUCCUCUUCUUCUUCCUCGUUGACAUUGCAUCAUCAAUCUUGUAAGAACAAGAUAAAGAAAUACAAAGGGGUGAGAAUGAGAAGCUGGGGAUCAUGGGUUUCGGAGAUUAGGGCACCAAAUCAAAAGACAAGAAUCUGGUUAGGUUCUUACUCAACCGCAGAAGCAGCUGCUAGGGCUUACGACGCUGCUCUCUUGUGUCUUAAAGGCCCUAAAGCCAAUCUCAACUUCCCCUACAUCACUACUACUCCUCCUUUUCUUAUUGGCAUCGAUGAAAAGACUCUUUUGUCCCCCAAAUCCAUCCAAAAGAUCGCCGCUCAAGCCGCUAUCUCCAUCUCUUCUGACCCUAUUGCCCCUCCUUCCUCCUCCAAUGAUGAUGAUGAUGAGCAUGAUAGUGAUCUCCAUCACCAUCCAUCUCCUUCUUCUUCAGCUGCAUCUUCUCCGCCAGAAGAUCACCAAAAUGAUGAUGAUUUGGUGUCAUUAAUGGGAUCAUUCGUGGAUGAACAUGUUUCUUUGAUGGAUCUUCCAUCAUGGUAUGAUGAUAAUGAGAUGUACUUCAUCAACGGAGCUUCGUUUGAUUAUUCUCCACAAUUGAUUAGCUCGAAGACAACGAUAUUGGAUGACCUCUACGACGAUGCUGAUAUUCAGUUAUGGAGCUUCAGUUGAUCGAACGGUCCAUAUUAUACUACGAAACACUUUCGGUUCACAUUAUUUCAUUUAAUUUAUUCUUUUAAAUUUAUCAAUUAUCAUUCGUUGUUUUUUUUUUUGUAACAAUUAUCAUUCGUUGUUGUUUCUUCAAGUUGCUACUUGCUCGGAGCGAAUUAACGACAAAUAUGUAUUUAUACAC
Messenger RNA from Eutrema salsugineum, 990 nucleotides. Its product is annotated as ethylene-responsive transcription factor ERF013. NCBI's taxonomy places the organism in Eukaryota, Viridiplantae, Streptophyta, Magnoliopsida, Brassicales, Brassicaceae. The coding region runs from base 66 to 809 and encodes 247 amino acids. Gene Ontology annotation, molecular function: DNA binding; DNA-binding transcription factor activity. The transcript has a single exon. Gene Ontology annotation, biological process: regulation of DNA-templated transcription. The record is from RefSeq and is a predicted model, not a curated record.